AUGCCUAAAAACGGACUGAUGGUCGCCGAGGAGGCCAACAAACACGUCACGUCGGUGCGCUGUAGCUUCUGUGCCUUAUGCAUCCGAACUAAUGUCAAAGCUGGUGACGAGCACGCAGGCGAAAAGCGCAAGCGCAACUCUUGCAAAGACACCAAGUACUGGACGAAGUUCGUGCCGCAGAACUACCGCAGUCGCCAUGAGUCCCAGCGUACGGAUCUAUGGACAGAGUACACCGCACUGUACAAAGAGGAGAAUAGCGUGUAUUUUGAUGGCAAGGCGAAUCGCGCUAACAGUCUACACCGGCGCUUUGACUUCACUCCCGACUUGCCGGCGUUCCGCGUGUCGGCGCCCAUUGUCGACGUCAUCAUCGCCGACCUGUUUUUCCGGCCCAACAAGGUGCUCGACGACGAGAGAUGA
Molecule: messenger RNA, 417 nt
Organism: Peronospora matthiolae
Lineage: Eukaryota; Oomycota; Peronosporomycetes; Peronosporales; Peronosporaceae
Source: the annotation of a GenBank genome assembly